Messenger RNA from Maylandia zebra (zebra mbuna), 3618 nucleotides. Its product is annotated as integrin alpha-M. Gene Ontology annotation, molecular function: integrin binding. NCBI's taxonomy places the organism in Eukaryota, Metazoa, Chordata, Actinopteri, Cichliformes, Cichlidae. Gene Ontology annotation, cellular component: integrin complex; external side of plasma membrane. The record is from RefSeq and is a predicted model, not a curated record. Gene Ontology annotation, biological process: cell adhesion mediated by integrin; cell-cell adhesion; cell-matrix adhesion.
CUCUGAAACUUUCAAGAGAAGUAACAUUGAACUCCUGUGUUGUUUACAUUUUCCAUGUGAGUGACAGAAUGGACUGGAUAGUUAGUGCUACGCUAUUCUUGUCAGUGUUUAGUGCAACACUUUGUUUCAAUAUUGAGCCCGUGGCUUGGAGAGCCCUGAGGAGCUCUGCUGCUGGUUUUGGUUACCAGGUGGUUCAAAGACAAUCAGAUCUGCUGGUCAGUGCUCCACUUGAACAGUAUUCACAAAAUGAAAGAGGGAGAAUAUAUAGGUGCACCACAUCUUCCCAAACCUGCCAAGAUAUCCAAUUUGAAGCACCAGGUUUCGCAGUCAACAUGUCGCUUGGUUUGACAAUGAAAAGCGAUCAAAGAGCACAAAACACUGUGGUGUGUGGUCCAACCAUUGCAAAGGACUGCAAAAGCAUCACCAUGUACAACGGGGUGUGCUUUCAGUUGGACCGUUACAAUAGGCUUGGACCACCCGUACCUUCUUCUAUUCAAGGGUGCCCACUGCAAACAGACAUUGCCUUUCUGUUGGAUGGUUCAGGCAGCGUGUCUCAGCCUGAUUUUCAAACAAUGAAGAGAUUUGUGAAAGAGAUAAUUCAAUCAUUUCUCUCAAGUGAAACACAGUUUUCUGUUUCCCAGUUCUCCACUUAUCCAGAGGUUCACUUUAAUUUUAAGAAGUUUUACUCAUCUGAAUCAGUGGAGACUGACAUCGAUAGAAUCAGACAGCUGAGGGGAUCUACUUACACGGCUAAGGCCAUCACACAUGUUGUGAACAACGUUUUCACACCACAAAGUGGUUCCAGACCAAAUGUGAAGAAGGUCUUGAUAGUAAUUACUGAUGGAGAAUCUAAUGAUCGGCAGAAUCUACGAGAUGCAACAAAGCGAGCAGAGAGUAAAAACAUUGUUCGAUUUGCUAUUGGGGUGGGCAGCGCUUUUAGGCUCCCUGAUGCAAGAAAAGAACUGCGCACCAUUGCAUCCACUCCCUCAUAUGUGUUUGAAGUGGAGAACUUCGACGCACUUGAAGUAAUAAGACAGAAUCUGCAGGACAAAAUUUUCUCCAUCGAAGGAUCUCAAAGCAGUGGAGAAUCACUGGAAAUGGAAAUGUCUCAAGAGGGAUUCAGUGCAGUUAUUGUGCCUGAGGGAAUUCAGAUGUCUAUUGUUGGUGCAAACCAGUGGAAGGGAGGCUACGUGCAAUACACAACAGGAGGCCAGAAGGUGAAAACAUAUGAAGAUGUGUCUUUGGAGCCUGACAGUUAUCUUGGUUACUCUAUGGCAGUUGCUAAAACCCAACGUGGCUCUCUGACAGUUGUUGGUGCUCCAAGAUAUAAACACAGAGGAGCUGUGUUUGCUGUUAACAGAGAAAACUUGAAAAACCAAAAGAUUGAGUCCUUUUCGACACAGACUGGUGCAUAUUUCGGGGCAGAGGUGUGUACCAUGGACAUAAAUAAUGAUGACAUCACUGAUCUAAUCUUCAUAUCUGCCCCAAUGUACAUGGAGCCUGAUAGAGAGGGAAGAGUUUAUGUUUGCAGAUUAACUGGUCCGUUUGUGGAGUGUAAUUUUGAUGAUCCAUUAGUACUAAGAGGACGUGCAGCUGUCAAAGGAAGGUUCGGCUCUUCUCUUGCUGUGCUGCCUGAUCUAAACUCAGAUGGAUUCAGGGAUUUGGCAGUUGGAGCACCUUUGGAGAAUAAUGGUGAAGGCAGCAUCUACAUAUUUAAUGGCGAAGGAGGAGGAAGAAUCAGUCCUACUUACUCACAGAGAAUAACUGGCUCUGAGGUCCAGUCAGGACUGAAGUUCUUUGGCCUCACAAUCAGUCAGUCAUCUUUUGAUCAUAGUGGUGAUAGACUGCCUGACUUAGCGGUGGGUUCAAAGGGUAGAGUUGUCUUACUGAGAUCAAGACCUAUAGUAAUGGUAAAAGCUGAGGUGUUAUUCAGCCCAAACCAAAUUCCUACUCAGAAUGUAGACUGCUCAAAACCAUUGGAGAACACAGCUACAGUCUGCUUUACCAUGAGCAGAGUGUCUACAGUCAACACAGCUCAAGCAAGGAUUGAUUACACUUUAACACUGGAUGCUUCUCGCAAAUCUCCAACCAACCGGGCUUACGUCAGUGGGAAACAACAAGAGCAGUCUGGAUCUGUUACUCUUGACUUACAAAACCGACAAUGUUCAACUGUAAAAUUCAUUAUCGAGGCCUGUCCAGAGGAUGCUCUUAAUGUACUUUCCAAUGAGCUCAAAUUCAUAUUUGAUGGGUUGCCAUUAAACAUAAACCUCAGGCCAAGUCUUGCCCCACAGAGUCAAACAGCAACUAUUUUUCCUUUAGGGUUUGAGAUCAACUGUGGUACUGACAACAGAUGUGUUGAUGACCUUAAAGUGGAUUUCGGCUUCACCAGAUCCUCAGUGGUUAAAGUGGGCAUUGAUGAAUUUCUGCAUGUCACAGUCACAGUGGAGAACAGAGGAGAAAACUCCUACAACAGUCGUGUUAUUCUCACGUACCCAGCUGGACUGUCCUACAGGAAGUUCACGAGUCAGCAGGGAAGAAUUGAGUGCAACUCCUUGGACAGUGAAGAUGAUUUAUCCCGGGGAUGGACACACUGCACUAUUGACAAGCCAAUUUUCAAGAGCAAAACUAAGGCUUCCUUCAUUGUCUCCUAUGGGAUUGACACCAACAGUCAAUUUGAGAGGGAGAUCUUUAUCACUGCAAAUGCCACCAGUGGAAAUCAGGAGCAUGCCCCUACAAGUGAACUUUACAAAAGGAAAUCAAUUAAUGUAAAAUACAGCAUUUUUAUGACAUUUGCGAGCUCACUAAGCUACAACAAUUUCACAUUUGGGAAGAAUGAUUUGAAGAAACCAGUCCAACAAUCAGUUAAGGUUUCAAACUAUAUCAGAGCGCUUAAUUUCAUUGUGGUGAUCAAAGUUCCAGUGAAACUUGGUGAAAAAGACAUUUGGGUGGAUUUGAGCAGUCUACAGAUUUCAGAUUGUCAGAGAGGAAAUGAUGAAGAACCAAGUGUCAGAGAUUUUGUUCCAAAAAUACAAAAGAAUAAAGUGGUGGACUGCUCUGUAGCCAGGUGCAGAGUGUUCAAGUGCAACUCAUUCUUGAAAAGACUGCAGAGUAGGACAUACGAAAUCUCUGCCAACAUUAGUUCACAAUGGAUAGAGCAGAUUGGACUGCAAUCUACCAAAUUCCUCUUGACCAGUACAGCCACUGUGGAGUAUGACCAAAGCCAAUACAUCUACUUUUCAACAGUGUCUAACAACAAUCCUCCUGUUCACAAGCUUGAAGCAGUGGUUGAAGUAUAUUCUGAGGCAAAUUUCACCAAAGAGAUCAUUGGAGGAUGUCUGGGAGGGUUGGCUUUUCUGGCUUUACUCACUGCUGGUCUGUAUAAGGCUGGAUUUUUUGAGAGUAAGUACAAGCAGAUGAUAAAUGACAAUGCAGAGGACGGUCCAGAUCCAGGGACUGAUGGAAGUCCAUCCCCGGCAGAAAAAUAAAGAUCACAUUUGUAGUUGCAUGUUUAAACUAUAUGAAAGCUAUAGAUCCUCCUUAUAAUUUUAGAAGUCAACAUUUUGUGUAAAAAUGUCAAUGCUACCACAUUGGAUUAAUUAAACCAAAAACAGCUUGCUA